AGAAGAAAAUCCUGAGGCACAAACCUUUCCACUCGGACAUUCCUCUUCCUGCUGCUGCUGCUGGUUUGACUCGUUCACCAUGUGGCUUUACAACUUUUUACUGGGAUUUGACCUCAAAGGAAUAUUGCUGUUUUUUUUUCUCUUCUUACUGAUAGCACACUACCUCAGAAACAGGAAUCCUCCAAAUUAUCCCCCAGGACCAUGGGGUCUCCCAUUGGUGGGGAAUUUCUUCAGUCUGGACAAAGAUCUACACAUUUAUUUUACCAAGCUGGCUGAUGUCUAUGGGAAAGUGUUCAGCAUCAACCUUGGCAAUGAAAAGUUGGUGGUUGUGUCUGGGUGCAAGAUGGUAAAGGAAGCCGUGGUGACACAGGCCGAGAACUUUGUGGAUCGACCAUACAGCCCAGUUGCUGACAGGUUUUACUUAGGAAGCUCAGGUGGUCUGUUCAUGAGCAAUGGUGACUCAUGGAAGAGACAGCGGCGAUUCGCCUUGUCUACCUUACGAAACUUUGGCCUGGGCAAAAGUAUCAUGGAGCAGAGCAUCUGCGAGGAGAUCCGGUACCUGCAAGAGGAGAUAGAGAAGGAGAAAGGUGAACCUUUCAACCCAGCAGGUCUCUUCAACAACGCUGUAUCCAACAUCAUUUGCCAGAUGGUGAUGGGGAAACGGUUUGACUACAGCGACCACAACUUCCAGAUCAUGCUGAAGUAUUUGUCUGAAGUUAUCAUGCUGGAGGGCUCAAUAUGGGGUCUACUCUAUGAGGCCUUGCCUGGUGUGAUGAAGCACUUGCCAGGCCCUCACAACAAAAUGUUCAGCCACUUCAAUGACAUCCUUGACUUCAUCAGUCAGGAGGUACAGAGGCAUAAGCAGGACCUGGACCACAGCAAUCCCCGGGACUACAUUGACAGUUUCCUCAUCGAAAUGGAGAAUCACAAAGAGUCUGAUCUGGGCUUCAAUGAGAUCAAUCUGACUAUGUGUUCUGUGGAUCUGUUCCUGGCUGGAACAGAGACAACCUCCACCACUUUGCAAUGGGCUUUGGUUUACCUCAUCAAAAACCCUGACAUCCAGGAGAAAGUCCAGGCAGAAAUAGAUAGAGUGAUUGGAGAAACCCGCCUGCCCACUAUGGCGGACAGACCCAACCUGCCCUACACUGACGCUGUCAUCCAUGAGAUCCAGAGGAUGGGAAACAUUGUUCCUCUCAACGGAUUCAGAAUGGCCGCCAAAGACACGACACUUGGCGGUUACUUCAUACCCAAGGGUACCUCAUUGUUGCCCAUGCUGACCUCUGUGCUGUUCGACAAGACAGAAUGGGAGACUCCAGACACUUUCAACCCAGGACACUUCCUAGACGCUAAUGGAAAGUUUGUAAAGAGAGAAGCAUUCCUGCCUUUCUCUGCAGGGAAACGCGUGUGUCUCGGAGAAGGGCUGGCCAAGAUGGAGCUGUUCCUGUUUUUGGUGGGUUUAUUUCAGAAGUUCUCUUUCUCUGUUCCUGAUGGAGUAGUGUUAAGUACAGAAGGAGUUACUGGAACCACACGUGUACCGCACCCCUUCAAGGUUUAUGCUAAGGCUCGCUGAAUUAUGCAACAUCUCAUUUUUAUCUAACCAGCAUUAUGUGACAUGGACAGCAAUCAUACUAACCAAAACAUUUUAGCAGAGUAAGCUUUGUCUCAACCUUUGUCUGUUGUAUGAUUUUCUCAUGUCAUGAGGACCUGGUCAUUUUCUGCUCUGUACAUUAAAUUCUGUGUGAUACAGUUACUAUACAUAAAAAGAUUAUUGUGGUGAUUCUACACUUUGUCCUUGUAAUGAUUAAUGGCAAGAUGUAUACAUUUUCUUAUACUAUUCUUUAUAGUAAUGAUGCCUUUUAGGGUCAU
Molecule: messenger RNA, 1866 nt
Organism: Thunnus maccoyii (southern bluefin tuna)
Lineage: Eukaryota; Metazoa; Chordata; Actinopteri; Scombriformes; Scombridae
Product: cytochrome P450 2J4-like
Exons: 9
Coding region: 80-1570 (496 amino acids)
Biological process (GO): xenobiotic metabolic process
Cellular component (GO): intracellular membrane-bounded organelle; cytoplasm
Molecular function (GO): heme binding; oxidoreductase activity, acting on paired donors, with incorporation or reduction of molecular oxygen, reduced flavin or flavoprotein as one donor, and incorporation of one atom of oxygen; iron ion binding
Source: RefSeq, a predicted model, not a curated record